UCGGGAGGCGAUCGGGGACAGGGGAGGCCGUAGAACUCUAGGAUCUCCCCCGUUCCAUCUGGGCUCCCGGGGAGCUCGCGCCCUCUCACAGCAGCGGCGCCUCCUCCUCCCUUCCCCCCCCCCUCCAUCCCACCCCCACCCCGUUUCUUUCUCUCUCUCUUUUUUUUUUUUUUUUUUGCAAAGGCGCUGGGCGGCGCCACCCUCCGGCCAGAGCGCCGCACUACACAACCCCCUCCGACUUUCAAUGUUCCACACUCCCCGGCCAGAGCCUCCUCUGCUUCUUUUUUUUCCUGCCCCCCCUUCCCCUCCCGGCUGCUUCCAUUUCCUUAAGGAAGGGUUUUUUUUUUUUUUUUCUCUCUCCCUCCCCCACAUCUUAGCUGCGUGUAAGCGGGACAGGACGGCGGUAAAGUUUUCAGAGAAAUAAUUUGACCAAGAUGUCCAGUGAUAGGCAAAGGUCAGAUGAUGAAAGUCCAAGUACCAGCAGUGGUAGUUCAGAUGCAGAUCAGAGGGACCCAGCAGCACCAGAACCUGAGGAACAAGAAGAAAGAAAACCGUCUGCCACACAACAGAAGAAAAACACCAAACUCUCUAGCAAAACCACUGCUAAGUUAUCCACUAGUGCUAAAAGAAUUCAGAAAGAGCUAGCUGAAAUAACCCUUGAUCCACCUCCGAACUGCAGUGCUGGGCCUAAAGGUGAUAACAUUUAUGAAUGGAGAUCAACUAUACUUGGACCACCAGGUUCUGUAUAUGAAGGUGGUGUGUUUUUCCUGGAUAUCACAUUUUCAUCAGAUUAUCCAUUUAAACCACCAAAGGUUACUUUCCGUACCAGAAUUUAUCACUGCAACAUCAACAGUCAGGGAGUCAUCUGUCUGGAUAUCCUUAAAGACAACUGGAGCCCUGCUCUGACUAUUUCAAAGGUUUUGCUGUCUAUUUGUUCCCUCUUGACAGAUUGCAACCCUGCUGAUCCUCUGGUUGGAAGCAUAGCCACUCAGUAUUUGACCAACAGAGCAGAACAUGACAGGAUAGCCAGACAGUGGACCAAGAGAUAUGCAACAUAAAUGGCAUCUUUUUUUUGGCACAGUGUGAAGAAGCAGGAGGCCUCUUUACACUGUGCAGCAAAUCUUUAUAGCCUUUACAAUACGGACUUCUGUGUAUAUGUUAUACUGAUUCUACUCUCUGCUUUUAUCCUUUGAAGACUGGGAGACUGCCCAAAAAGGUAAAUGCUAUCACGAGUAGAACUUUGUAGCUGUAGAUUAGUUAUGUUUAAAAUGCCUACUUGCAAGUCUUGCUUCUUUGGGAUAUCAAAAUGUAUUUUGUGAUGUACUAAGGAUACUGUUCCUGAAGUCUACCAAAUAUUAUAGUGCAUUUUAGCCUAAUUCAUAAUCUGUAUGAAGUUAUUAAAGUAGCUUGUAGAUGACUAGAAAUUAUGUCAUUUGUAUUAAACCCAGAUCUAUUUCCAAUUAUGUGGUACAUGCUGUUGUGGAAAAUGUUUUACCUUUUACCUUUGUCAGUUUGUAAUGAAAGGAUUUCCUUUUACCCUUUGUAGCUCAGAGAGCGAGCACCUAAUGUAUCAUCUCGAACACAAUAAACAUGUUCCCGGAGGUGUA
This is a messenger RNA of Sarcophilus harrisii (Tasmanian devil), 1607 nucleotides long. It is a transcript of the gene UBE2E3, whose product is annotated as ubiquitin conjugating enzyme E2 E3. Bases 435 to 1058 code for a protein of 207 amino acids. Lineage: Eukaryota; Metazoa; Chordata; Mammalia; Dasyuromorphia; Dasyuridae. Gene Ontology annotation, biological process: protein polyubiquitination. The record is from RefSeq and is a predicted model, not a curated record. Gene Ontology annotation, molecular function: ubiquitin conjugating enzyme activity. The transcript is spliced from 6 exons. Gene Ontology annotation, cellular component: nucleus.